Messenger RNA from Lingula anatina, 1286 nucleotides. RefSeq lists its product as uncharacterized. The record is from RefSeq and is a predicted model, not a curated record. Lineage: Eukaryota; Metazoa; Brachiopoda; Lingulata; Lingulida; Lingulidae. Gene Ontology annotation, molecular function: DNA-binding transcription factor activity, RNA polymerase II-specific; RNA polymerase II cis-regulatory region sequence-specific DNA binding. Gene Ontology annotation, cellular component: nucleus. Gene Ontology annotation, biological process: regulation of transcription by RNA polymerase II.
UUGAUGCUGUAGGCACAGCUGAAGAUAAGUUAAAAAAAAAAACGACGCCUAAGUUAGGUCUACUCUUAAGAGAGGUUUUUGCUUUGUUGUGUACACGUUAAACAACGUAUUUGCACAAAUUAUGUGGUGUGACGUAUUGAUCAAGGAGAGAUGGUUUCUGAGAUCCACACUUAUCAACGCGAGCUUUGUAGCAACUAUUACUGCUCAAAGUCAACAGAAUACUAGUUCUUUAACAGCAAAAAUACCCUAAAAAGGUUACAAAACAUGGAAAACAGCAUCUGUUCUGAAAUUCGUCACCAAACCCCACCAGCCACAGGAGAACACUUCUUGCAGCUUGCCUCCAAACAAGAGAGUGAUGAAAACUUCCUGGACCCUUCAGCGUUCCCACUUGAAGAAUAUGACGCUUUAAGAUACUGCACUGCAGAUCUGCCCGACUUUGAAAACGCCAAUGUCGAAGCUCUUGUAAAAGGCGAUCUGAGCCCACUUGUUAGGGAGGAACUGAGAUACAGCAUACUAAGAAGAUGCAAUGGAGCUUUGAAGGCAGAAUAUAAAGAGUCAACAGUUGAAGAGCUAUCUCCCGAAGAACAAGAACGGAGGGAUGCACGGCGUGAGAAAAACAAAAUGGCCGCCAGAAAAUGCCGAGACAAAAAGAAACAAACCAUUCAGGAUCUCGUCAAGAAAAACAAUGAUCUUGAAAGUCAGAACACCUCACUGCGUUACCAAAUACGACAGCUGCAGAAGGAAAAGAACGCGGUUCAACGCGCGCUAGACGAUCAUUUGGCUCAAUGCCCGCUCAUUUCAAGUUGAUUUUAAAUGGCGAAAGAACUGAACUUGAGACUUGAUGCGUUUUCAGAGCCAGUGUUUUAAUACCGGUAUAGCGGUAUGGAUUUUGUUUUGUUUGCUUUGUUUUGUACUAGUAAAGCACACGUCAAGGAAAGAAAAGAUACCCUCGGGUAACUUCUUUUGAACUGUCUGCGGUUAGUUUUUAUACAUGUUCAUUCUGUAUUCUGUCUGACACAAAGGUUUUAUAGAUUUUAUCAAACUGAUUAAGAUACAAGAAAAGAAGCUGAUUCGAUAAUCAGGGGAUUUCUGUUACAUAAUGUGAUGCUAGCGUACGAUCAAUGCUGAGAGCAGUUGACUCGGCAUUUUGAUUGCAUCUAGUUUAUGAUUAUAUAGUGUUUAUGAUAUAAAGUGUAAUGAUAAUGAAUGUGUAUUUAUGUUAUUUUGUUGCUAAUUAUUUGAGUAAAAGUUUUUUUGUAUUAUUAUAAUCAUUUAUCUCUGUACAU